Pygocentrus nattereri (red-bellied piranha) is the source of this 3918-nucleotide messenger RNA. It is a transcript of the gene kcng4b, whose product is annotated as potassium voltage-gated channel subfamily G member 4. NCBI's taxonomy places the organism in Eukaryota, Metazoa, Chordata, Actinopteri, Characiformes, Serrasalmidae. Gene Ontology annotation, cellular component: voltage-gated potassium channel complex; membrane. Gene Ontology annotation, molecular function: delayed rectifier potassium channel activity; protein binding. Bases 1467 to 3053 code for a protein of 528 amino acids. The transcript is spliced from 3 exons. Gene Ontology annotation, biological process: protein homooligomerization; potassium ion transmembrane transport. The record is from RefSeq and is a predicted model, not a curated record.
CAUGGAAAAGUUCUCUUAAAGAUACAGUUUACUGAGAGUGAACUUUGAUACUUGUGAUGCUACUAAUACUACAUACUACAGUUUGUGUUUAGACUAGAAUUGGUACACUAGGAUAGACAACUCUGUGCCUAAAAAACAAUUAUAUAAUUGAAUAGAGAAGAUGACAGCACACCCAUCACAGUAUACUAGCCAAGCCAUCUCGCUUUAUGUAGCCUGUAGUUAUGGAUUGGCAUAGAGGUGCGUUUUUCUUUGUAUGAUUUCCUAAUCAGGAUAUUUGAGAAGGAUCGGGGGUGAGUAAGAAAACUUAGCUGUGGGCUUUAAGUAGGGCCCUUUACGUCACCACACUUGAUAAGGUUCUCAUGUUUUCCUCUACAUGCUCAGGCCAUCCCAUUACAAGUAACCCGAGCUCCAGAGCAGGGCAAGGAAAGGAAAUGAGAGCCCAGCAUGAAAAACAAACACGAUUAUGGUACAGCGACUGCUAGUCAACUCCAAAUGCCUCAGAGCCUGACUGGACGAUAAAUGUUUUCUGUACUGUACAGUUGGAUGAAGUCAGCAUGGGUCCUCAGAUGUCAACUGACUCACUGUUCAGAUAUCAUCAUCCGUCUGCAGGAGAUUACAGUUAAUCCCUGAUAUUCAUUCAGUCUGCAGAUCAGGGUCAAGUAAUCACAGGCCGUGUGUUUCACCUUCAAAGUUAGACAAAAACAAACAAAAAAACAAUAACAACAACAUAACAAACAUUUGUUUAAUAAUGUAGCUAUCACUUGCUUUAAAAGCACUAACUUAUAAAAGCUUGGUUGGCACUUUACUGCAAGCAAAUUAACACCCACUCAGCCAAACUCCCUCUCUCCCUCUCCCUCCCUCUCCCUCUCUCUCUCACACUCUCUCUCUUUCUCUCUCUCGCUUAUUCUCUCCCCCCACCUUUCUUUUUCUCCCUCACAAACACAACUGGUCCAUCCGAAAAGAAGAUGAGAUAACAUAAUAACAGGUUUUCAGAGGACAUCCUAAUCGGUUUUAUUCCAGGCUUUGGAAGAGUACUUUUUUUUUGCGAAGGGAUUCAGGGUGAUGUUUAUAGGACUAGCGGAUUACUUCUCUGAGUCCGAACACAAAAUUACGAGAAAGCACCGGGGUGACCCAUGCGAGCCCUCCAUCCUCAACAGCACUUUCAUCAGAUACUCGAUUGCUUUUAAGCGCAAUAGGACGAGGACUGUGCCAUCACCCAGCCCAAACUAUUUCCACAGAAGCUUUUUAUUGUCCCAAGUGACAAAAACGUAAAUCAUCUGUCAUCUACCUUUAAGAUCGAAGAGAUUGUUAUUGCACUGGAGCCGAGGAGCAUUUAUAAACAGUACACAUUUUCUUCUGCCAUAUAAGUGCUCCUGUUUUGGCAUCCUUCACUGAUUCUUAUACUCUGAAAGCACAGACGCCAGUAUCUGACUGCAGCGACUGCACUUGCGUGGCCAAAUGCCAUCAUGCCUAUCAUCAGUAAUACCAAUGACUUCAGCAAUUUCUCAGUCAGCACAGAUGACAGCAGCCUUGACCGAUUUUUCACAGAGAUUCCAGAGACAGAGACCAUCAAGGGGGUGUAUUUUCAGCGAGCCCAGCUACUGCGUGACCCGUCUGCCAUAAGGCAGGUCAACCACAAUGAACUGGCCCUCAUUAACGUAGGAGGUGAUCACUACGCCUUCUCCUGGAGCACGCUGGAUGAGUUUCCGCUGUCCCGCCUGGGCAGACUGCGGCAUUGCACUCGGCCGGAGGACAUUGCAAGUCUCUGUGAUGACUACGAUGAGGUGCGCCGGGAAUUCUUUUUUGACCGUAGCUCUGCCACCUUCAGAGUCAUCCUCAACUUCCUUGCAGCAGGAAAACUGCGACUGCUCCGGCACGUCUGUGCUGUGUCCUUGUCAGAUGAGCUAGACUACUGGGGAAUUGACCCUACCCACAUGGAACGCUGCUGCCGCCGCCGAAUGAUGACGCGCCUUGAAGAAGUGGCUGAGAGGAAGCAGAAGGAUGAGGAGAGGAGGCAGAAGAGGCUGCAGAACAGGCCCUCAGAGGAGAAGGGUUACCGAGCCCUCAUGAGCCGCCUGAGGGACGUGGUGGAAAACCCACACUCUGGAUGGCUGGGCAGAACCUUCGCCUGCUUUUCUGUGGUCAUGAUCGCUGUGACUGUGGUCAGCCUGUGCAUCAGCACCAUGCCUGAUCUAAGAGAGGAAGAGAGCCGGGGGGAAUGCUCACAGAAGUGUCAGCACAUGUUCAUUCUGGAGACUGUGUGCGUGGUUUGGUUUUCUCUGGAGUUAGCCUUGCGCUUUCUGCAGGCACGCAGCAAACUGGAGUUUGUUCGUGGGCCGCUGAAUAUCAUCGACACGAUAGCCAUUCUGCCGUACUACAUCUCCCUAGUGGUGGAUGAGAACGACAGCAGCAUGGGUGAUCCUGGGGCAGGAAGAGGGUACCUGGACAAGCUAGGCUUGAUCCUGCGGGUCAUGCGUGCCCUGCGGAUCCUCUAUGUGAUGCGGCUGGCCAGGCACUCCUUGGGACUGCAGACUCUAGGUCUGACCAUGCAGAGGAGCAUGCGGGAGUUUGGCCUGCUGCUCCUUUUCCUCUGUGUAGCCGUGGCUCUCUUCUCCCCCCUUGUCCAUCUGGCAGAGAAUGAUCUGGCAGCUGGCACAGUUGUGGGGCCGCACAGCUUCAGCAGCAUCCCGGCCUCCUACUGGUGGGCCAUCAUCUCCAUGACGACGGUUGGUUACGGUGACAUGGUGCCACGCAGCAUCCCCGGCCAAGUGGUGGCCUUUAGCAGUAUCUUAAGUGGCAUCCUCAUUAUGGCCUUCCCGGCCACCUCCAUCUUCCAUAUGUUCUCCCGCUCCUACAAUGAGCUCAAGCAAGAGCAUGAGAUGCUGUGCAAGGAAGAACGAGUGGCCUUCCUGGCAGCCAGUGCUGUACAGGAGGUCAGGAAAGAGGCAGAGAGAAACCCCUACUCCUGGCCACAAUUGGACAGCAACAAACCCUAUCAGGUUGAGAAUGGUACUGGAGUUAACCAACCUGUCUUCACAGCCACAGCAUGUUGAGACGUGCUACAGAUGACGGGACUAUAUGAGCAGAUGUGACAGCGCUUGUUGUGGUUUCUUCUUAGAAACAGAAAAAAGAAUUUUACAAUUUCACAACCAAGUGUGAUUAAGUUUUUAAUUCAGCAUUUUCAGUCUCUAAGGCUUUGAUCAGACAAGCAGCACGAAUCCAAUUUUUUUGUCAUAUCCAAUUUCAGCAGAAGACUUUCACCAUUAUGAACAGAAAACUCACUUGAAAUGCAAUUUCAUUCAAUUGUUUGUGGUUUUGGAUCUGCUUUAGAUCAGGACUUCUCUAACUUGAAUUUCCGGCCAGUCUGUCAGACCAUACAAAUCAGAUUUGGUUGCUUGUAACUUGGAGCGUCGACCUCUUAAAAUCAGAUUUAAGAAGCAAAUAUGAUUUGCCCAGCAGUGUGAACAAAGCCUAAAAGCACUCCCACUCACCCCCACCUGCAUUUCAUGUAUCUCAUCGUGCAACCUAAAUUUUGGUUUGUGCACAAACCCGUCAUAAAUGCUGCUGCAAUGCAAAAAUAAAUAGCCUAGUGAUCAGUGUGUGUGGCUGAACUUACAAUUUCCAAAGGUGACCAGCUUUACUGCAGAUCUAGUAACUCUGGCAUUAGUAUCUAGCAAAUGCUUAUCUACCAACAACAUGGAAUUGAUUGUCCCAAAAAUAACAAUCCGUGCUUAAGCUGUGAAAUAGCAAUAACAAUGUGAUAUAUUUUAAAGCAUGUACCAUUAGUCUAGCUGGAUAUGUAAUUGUUCAAAAUCUUGUUUGUCUGGUUGACCUUUAUUGUGUGCAACUGUAAUACAACCGUAUCUGUACUUGCCUAUGUUUGUUUGACAAUAUAAAGUAUGGUUGACUACAUCUAAA